Acinonyx jubatus (cheetah) is the source of this 1388-nucleotide messenger RNA. It is a transcript of the gene DNAJC27, whose product is annotated as DnaJ heat shock protein family (Hsp40) member C27. The record is from RefSeq and is a predicted model, not a curated record. The transcript is spliced from 7 exons. Gene Ontology annotation, molecular function: GTPase activity; GTP binding. Bases 195 to 1016 code for a protein of 273 amino acids. NCBI's taxonomy places the organism in Eukaryota, Metazoa, Chordata, Mammalia, Carnivora, Felidae.
UCUUCUCCCACCCCCGGUUCCCAGAGCUCCCAACCGCCCGCGCCCGCUGCUAGGCAGCGGCGGGGAUGGCGAGCCGCGGAGCUGGGGCGGUGACGAUAGCAGCGGUUCCGCCAUUGGACGAGGAGGCCUGAGGGACGGGCCAGCCUGGUGAACAAGGAGAUACCGAGGCGGGUGGCCCCGAGAGAGCGAGGGCAAUGGAGGCUAACAUGCCGAAGCGGAAGGAGCCCGGCAAGUCCCUGCGCAUCAAAGUCAUCUCCAUGGGCAACGCUGAGGUGGGAAAAAGCUGUAUCAUAAAACGUUACUGUGAGAAAAGAUUUGUGUCUAAAUAUCUUGCAACAAUUGGAAUUGACUAUGGAGUCACAAAGGUACAAGUCAGAGACCGAGAAAUCAAAGUGAACAUCUUUGAUAUGGCUGGCCAUCCCUUCUUCUAUGAGGUUCGUAAUGAGUUUUACAAGGAUACACAGGGUGUAAUACUGGUCUAUGAUGUUGGGCAGAAGGACUCCUUUGAUGCCCUUGAUGAUUGGCUGGCAGAGAUGAAACAAGACCUUGGACCUCAUGGAAACAUGGAAAAUAUUGUAUUUGCGGUGUGUGCCAACAAGAUUGACUGUACCAAGCACCGCUGUGUAGAUGAAAGCGAAGGGCGUCUCUGGGCCGAAAGCAAAGGGUUCUUGUACUUUGAAACUUCAGCACAAACCGGAGAAGGAAUCAAUGAAAUGUUCCAGACCUUUUACGUAUCCAUAGUUGAUUUAUGUGAAAAUGGCGGGAAACGUCCUAUCACGAAUAGCAGCGCUAGUUUCACCAAAGAACAAGCAGACACCAUUCGCAGAAUUCGAAACAGUAAGGACAGUUGGGACAUGUUGGGAGUCAAACCUGGGGCCUCAAGGGAUGAAGUCAACAAAGCCUAUCGGAAACUCGCUGUGCUGCUUCACCCUGACAAGUGCGUGGCGCCUGGUAGUGAAGAUGCCUUCAAAGCAGUUGUGAAUGCCCGGACAGCCCUCCUGAAAAACAUCAAAUAGGAAGUAAGAGACAAAGACAAGUGUGGGCCUCACGUACAAACUGACUCUCCCUAGACGGGAAAUAACCAACAUGGAUUUUUUUUCUCCACAAAAUCCUACUGCUUUUUUCACCCGUGUUGUCAUUUGUAAAUUAGAAAUCGAGGUGCCUGUUACCAUUUCGCAGACAUUUUUCAGAGUGGUGAAGAGAACCGAGCACCCCUUGUACACUGUAGUUCAUUUCAUAUUUCCAGGUAAUCUGAAUUUUUUCCCUUUCAUUUGUAAGCUCUGUAAUUGUAGCAUCCCAUAUGCACUUCACUCAGGAAAGUCCGUGAGGUUUCUGGAGGGAGGAAGGAGGACAGGACAACCCUUACACUUUUUCUUUUUUUUUUUUUU